Molecule: messenger RNA, 3387 nt
Organism: Haliotis rufescens (red abalone)
Lineage: Eukaryota; Metazoa; Mollusca; Gastropoda; Lepetellida; Haliotidae
Product: annulin-like
Exons: 17
Coding region: 106-2571 (821 amino acids)
Biological process (GO): peptide cross-linking
Molecular function (GO): protein-glutamine gamma-glutamyltransferase activity
Source: RefSeq, a predicted model, not a curated record
AGACUUCAACUCGCGGCAACACAAUCUGGCGCUACUUCUUGAAAAACAUCAAACCUGGUAUUCUUGAGGUUGCAAUUGACGCCGACGGGAGUAAAGGCCGCCGCCAUGUUCAGACGGUACGGAGGGAACACGCCGCGCACGUCUACCAGCAGACCACGAGUGAUCCCGAGUGACGACAGUGUCUACCCCACCUACUCCUAUGGACGACGUCGAGCUCGAGUGUGGGACCGUGACAGAGUCUUUUGGGGGCCAAACGACAUCAGGCUCUACUGCGAUUCUGAUGAGGACGAGAACGAGGAGGAAUGUAUCUCCGAAGUGGUUGCCCCCCUGCUCGAGACUAAGCUGCACGUGACGUACGUGGACCUGCACGUGCCGGACAACACAGCUGCCCAUCACACUGACCGCUAUGAGUGUACCGGAGACAGGGUCAGUGACGGCACGGAGCACAAGGCACGGCUUGUCCUCCGUCGAGGGCAGGAGUUCAAGAUGACCCUUCACUUCGACAGACCUUACGAUAUUCCUAAGAACGAUAUCACGCUUACCUUUCAUUUGGAGGGCAGCUACAAGGCAGCUCGGACCACCAGCGCCACCAUCAAGGUGGACGAGUCUGGAUACACUAGCUUCGACAAGAAGACGUGGGGCGCCUCCGUGGUUCGACAGGCGGACAAAUCUCUGACGCUGUCCGUAUUCGCGCCUGCUUACAUCCCUGUUGGGGAGUGGGACUUCAGUGUGACUACCAUCGUUGAUGUCGAGGACGGUGAAGAUCUCAUCUGGGAGUACAAGCACAACGAACAAAUUUAUAUCAUCUUCAACCCUUGGUGCAAAGAUGACUGGGUGUACCUUGAACAUGAGGACUGGAUGAAAGAGGCUCUUCUCAGUGACUCGGGAGUGUUGUAUUUUGGCAGCCCAUCAAGAGUCGGUGCCCGUCCUUGGUGUUUCGGUCAGUUUGAUGACGGUAUACUAGAUGCUGCCCUCCAUCUCAUCAGGAAGGGCUUCGGCUACGAGGCUUCAUCUGCCAUGGGAGACGCUGCUAAGGUGGCGAGAAUCCUGGCCAAGCUGGUGAACGCCCCUGACGAUGACGGCGUGGUGAUGGGCAACUGGACAGGGGAGUACGAAGGGGGGACAUCACCCUCCACUUGGGUGGGCAGCGUGAAGAUUCUGCGGGAGUACAUGUCUACAGCUAAGCCUGUCAAGUUCGGACAGUGCUGGGUGUUUGCUGGUGUUCUUACAACAGUGUGCCGGGCGUUGGGCUUGCCGUGUCGUAACAUCACAAACUUCGCCUCUGCUCACAACACCGACGCCGACCACCUCAGCAUCGACAGGAUCAAUGUCAAGGACGAGAACGGCGAAUGGACAGACAUCUCCAACGACUCCGUGUGGAAUUUCCAUGUGUGGAACGAGGUGUGGAUGAGACGACCAGAUCUCAGCGACACCAACCAUUACGACGGCUGGCAGGUGAUCGACGCCACGCCACAAGAGACAAGCUACGACGGGGUGUUCACGUGUGGCCCGUGUCCAGUGAGGGCCAUCAAGGAGGGUGACAUCAACGUGGGAUCCGACGGUGCCUUCAUCUUCUGCGAGGUGAACGCCGACACGGUGGAAUGGACGAAGGACGAGAAGACGGGCAUGCUGGUGGAGACGAAGCGCAUCCCCAACAGUAUCGGCCUCUGUAUGUCCACACACAUCCCCAAUGGACGCUCGUUCCGCGGGGAGACCAUGGGCUCCCUCAACUGUGUGCGGGACAGGCUGGAGCGCCUGGACGUCACUGACGAGUACAAGUACAGAGAGGGCAGUACCAGAGAGCGCACCGUUGUCCGCAAAGCUGAGAUGAUGUUCCGAAGGGCAGCGGCUUACCGCAGUGGGUUUGAAAGCAACAGGAAGAAAGCGGCAAUGGAGACCAUCAGCGUUGAGCUCGAACAAGAGGAGGAUAUAUUUGUGGGCAACGGCUUCGAGUUUGUUGUGACUGUGAGGAACUCCGGGAACGCUGACCGCACUGUGAAGCAGUUGGUCGUCAAGGUGUACUACAAGACGUACUUCGACAUCUACACCGGCAUCGCGGGCGUCAGGAGGUUUGAAGCCUUCCCCGUCGACGGCGGAGAUGCGGUAUCCUACCGGAUCGUUGUUAACGAGGAGCGUGCGGCAAAACGUCCUCAAGAUGGCUUCUACUUUGAGAUCAAGGCUCUAGCAGAACUAAGCGACGCUUCAACAGUUGUUACAAGCACCAUGGACUUCCGCCUGAGACGCCCUGAUAUGGAAAUCGAGGGCCCCGCGAGCUGUCGAAGAUCUCAGACGAUCGAACUCCAGGUGACCUUCACAAACCCCCUGAAGGUGGCGCUCACCAACUGCCAGGUGGACAUCGAGGGGGGAUUCAAAUUUGUCAAACCUUCAAUGGACAAGUUCCUCAUUCCGAACAUCGGACCUGGUCAAAAGUGGCGAGAAACGUUGACUGUAGUUCCCAAGCCACACCCCAAGGACAAGGACGAGAGGGCUCUGACCAUCGGCCUCCACUGCAAACAACUGGCGGACAUCAGCGGACACUACACGGUCAAUAUAGACAAGGGAUACUUCUAGCUGACCAUAGUUCACGUGGCUGGGGACUACUUUUAGUUGACCGCACCACCGCUAGCCAAUCAGCAACAGGGACUUAUUUUAGUUGAUCAAUCCACCGCUAGUCUGCGUCGAGUAGCACUAUUUUAUAACGGCACUACAACCAGUCUACGUCGAUUCGCACUACUUUUGUUAAAUCACACCACGGCUUGUCUACGUCCAAAGGGGUUAGUUUUAGUAGACCGCACCACCGCUAGACGUCAUCGCAAGGGACUCCACCAACGCUUGUCAACAUCACCAGGCGUUAUAUUUAGUUAACUUGACAACCGUCCGCCAACGUUAGUUUCCAGCACCCUUGUUUGACGACGAAGUAAGGCAAAAAUUCGACAAGCCUGACACAACCAAUAUUCCUCUAACAGCAGGGCAGACAGGCUCCACUUUGUCACCUGAGUGUUAAAACUCAAAUUAUACAUUUCAAAGACUGACACGUGUUCUUUUUUGUUUCCUAUUCCAACCCGUGACAUCAAGUCAAUUUCAACAGGACACACUAAGCUCCGUAUUUCAGCGAUAUUCAUGAUGACUUCAUAAUGAGCUAAGCGAUCUUCGAGCUUUCAUCGUCUUUCAUCUACGCUGUAUACACAAAGUGACACUAAGAUCAGUAGUCGGACUUUGUGAAUUGUGGUUAAAACAGGAAAUACCUGGCCCCUCGUUACAAGCACGUCCCUGUGCCCUGCUGACACAUGCAUGUCACAAGGACGGUGUUACUAUAUUUAAGAAUACACUACUAUUGCAUUUCGUUUUUAACAAUUUAUAAUUUGAAUAAAUCAUUUCCCUAAGAGA